CGAACGCGCCCGCGGCCCAGGAGAGGCGGGGCGAGGGCGGGGCCGCGGCGGGCAGGUAGGCGGAGCCCGGGGGGCUUCCGCGCUCCUCCUCGGAAGACGCUCUUUCCAGGCGGCGCCCCCGCGUGAUUGCGCUUUACAUAAUCGCGGCCUCGAGCGUCACAGUGGCGUAGUCCCACCCAGACCGAAUCAGAGCCGUCGGGAACUCCACGCCCCGUCCCCUCCCGCGUGAUCGACGUCCACGCGAGCCAACGAACGGCCUCUGAGCACCGGAGAGCCCGCCCCCGCGCCCGCCCUCGCCCGCCCGCCCGCCCUCCGCAGCCCGCGGGCCGGCCGCCGCCGCCAGGUUGUGCCUGAGACUGUCAGAUAAAGCGGCGGGCCGGCGGGAGGGGCGGCGGCGAGUACGGCCCGGGCCGGACAUGGCGGCCCUCUACGCCUGCACCAAGUGCCACCAGCGCUUCCCCUUCGAGGCGCUGUCUCAGGGGCAGCAGCUGUGCAAGGAGUGCCGGAUUGCCCACCCUGUUGUGAAGUGCACCUACUGCAGGACUGAGUACCAGCAGGAGAGUAAAACCAACACAAUAUGCAAGAAGUGUGCUCAGAAUGUACAGUUGUAUGGAACGNNUAAGCCUUGUCAGUAUUGCAACAUAAUUGCUGCAUUUAUUGGGAAUAAAUGCCAGCGCUGCACAAAUUCAGAGAAGAAGUAUGGACCCCCAUAUUCCUGUGAACAGUGCAAGCAACAGUGUGCAUUUGACAGGAAGGAUGAUCGAAAGAAGGUGGAUGGGAAGCUACUGUGCUGGCUGUGCACACUGUCAUACAAGCGUGUCCUUCAGAAGACCAAAGAGCAGAGGAGGCACCUGAGCAGCUCUUCUCGAGGCGGUCAUCAGGAGAAGGAGCAGUACAGCCGCCUGAGUGCUGGCAGCCAUUACAGCAGCCAGAAAACACUUUCUACAUCUUCAAUUCAAAAUGAAAUCCCAAAGAAAAAAUCCAAGUUUGAGUCAAUCACAACUAACGGAGACAGCUUUUCCCCAGACCUGGCUCUGGAUUCACCAGGCACUGACCAUUUUGUCAUCAUUGCUCAGCUGAAGGAAGAGGUGGCCACUCUGAAGAAGAUGUUGCAUCAGAAGGAUCAAAUGAUCUUAGAGAAAGAGAAGAAGAUCACAGAGCUGAAGGCUGAUUUUCAGUACCAGGAGUCUCAGACUCGGGCGAAAAUGAACCAAAUGGAGAAAACCCACAAGGAGGUCACAGAGCAACUGCAGGCCAAAAACCGAGAGCUUCUGAAACAGGCAGCUGCCUUGUCCAAGAGCAAGAAGUCUGAGAAGUCAGGCACCAUAACGUCUCCGUGAAGACCUCAAGAAGGCUCCCAGCAGCAGCAGCCAGUGCUCCCGAGUCAGGGUUGGCCACCUGGCUGUGUCCUGGGAAUUGUGCUUUCCUACAAGAUCUCUAUUUUCUUACCUUACCCCUCUUUGUUUGGAUGUAGUGGGCUGAAUGGAAACACCUGGUCUGUGCCCUGUUAUGGCUGCAUGCUGAGCGGUUAGGGUUCCAGACCUCCUCCUUUCCUCCUCCCGUUCCCCCUCCCCUGUGCUCCUCCCCUUCUCUGUUUAGUUUCCAUAGUUUUCAUAGUGGUCACUGCUCUGUGUCAUGUGCAGAGUGUCUGUCCACCAUCACACCUGCCAUCCCCACGAGCAAGUAGCGUGUCGUCAGCUGUACAUCACUGCCACCCCCGAACCUCGAAAACUGCCACCUUGAGACUUUGUGCAGUGAGGGAGGCUUUUUCUCACCAAUAAACCUUUUGCUUCAGGGUAUACUCUUGGGUUUUUUCCAGGUAUAUUAUGUAUGACCUUUGUACUAUGUAUAGACAGAGUUUUAUUUAUUUUUUAAAAAGGAAACCUUUUCUUGAUAAAAGAAUGAUGGUAGCCUAGCUAGUUCUUGUAAAAGUGAUGCCUCUUUGAAAAAAGAAAAAAUAUCUAGUCCCAUUUGCAAGCUUUUAGUAAAAGAAUCCAAUCUUUUCUUUCUCAUUACCUUAGAGCCUUGAUGCUAAGGUAACUGUUGGAGGCAUAAGUGUGGAGCUAAGUGCCUUUUGGAGGAUCCCAUGGAAGAGCGCCUGAGGAGACGCUUAAGGAAGGUUGCUGAGUUUGGCCAGUCUGUCUUUAAGUAGGGCAGAAAGACGGUUGUCCAGGUUGUACUGGACGCUUCCUCCUCUACCUACCCCCUCCUCCUCCUUCUACAUAAUUUAAAUUCCCACACUGCCACUUCUUUUUUAAAAAUAUUCCUGUUUCUUGCUAUAUCAGCUGUCAUACCAGGUUGUUAUCAAGACAUGGUUUUUGUUUUGCUUUGUUUUUUAACAUGAGCAGAUUCAAACGGGAUAAGAUUUGAACUACUUGUGUGUUUCCGAGGGUUGGCAUGGGUUGCUUAGGUGCGGGCUAUACGGUGGGGAGAACCUCACUGUACCUUCCUUUCUCUCCACCUCAUCUGUGUGCUCCCUGUUCUUAAUGGAAUGUUCAGAAAGCACAUGCUUCUGGGAGCCGAAGGGUAUGCCCUUCUUCCUGUCUGACCCGGUAGGUGUGGGAAGGAGCUGCAUUCCUCCAUCUUUAUGAAAGAAACCAGAGAUGGGUGGCAUGUGCUGGGACACAGAGAAACCCUGCAGUGAGUGCCAACAGUGCUGGAGCUAGAGCGGAUCCUGAUGGCAGUGACGCUGGGACAGUCAGGGUCAUGGUUCACCUGCUCUGUAGUCUGGGAUCACAUUCUCCAAAGAGAGGCCUGCAUACAGGUGAGCAGAGGUCCGGACGCGAGUGGCUCUUCCUGACAGGAGAUUGGAAGGACCAUGUUUGUGUAUCACUGUGGUAGGGAAUACAGUUUUCCCUCCUAAGCAGGGAAAACUGCCGUGCUGAUCAUUUUGUAACUGUCUGAAUGAGAAACUUCUAGGUAAAACUCUCAUUCAUUAUUUUUCAGAUGCAUUUGCAUU
Messenger RNA from Mastomys coucha (southern multimammate mouse), 2959 nucleotides. RefSeq names its product family with sequence similarity 76 member A (gene Fam76a). The coding region runs from base 417 to 1340 and encodes 307 amino acids. The transcript has 9 exons. NCBI's taxonomy places the organism in Eukaryota, Metazoa, Chordata, Mammalia, Rodentia, Muridae. The record is from RefSeq and is a predicted model, not a curated record.